AUGGCGCGAGAUUCAUCCGCACAGGAUCCGCUUAAGCUCAUAUUAGGCUCGCCUAACUUCGGAUCAUGGAAAGGUGCAGUCUCUGCAGGCUCUUUAGCACCAGGACCUGCAUCUGAUUACUCUGAUUACCUAGUCUUGGCUGCUGACAGAACCGAGAGACCUGACAUUCUUAGAGCUUUCAAGCCUUACCGUGGCGGCUGGAAUCUCACCGACAAUCACUAUUGGGCAUCUGUUGGAUUUACAGGUGCUCCUGGUUUCAUUCUAGCUGCUGUGUGGAUCUUGUCUUUUGGCUCCCUUCUUGUUGUAUAUCACUGCUUCAAAUGGAGAGUAUGCGAAAAAGCCAAGGGGUCAUCAUACAACUCACGGAGAAUCUGUCUCAUCUUGUUGAUACUCUUUACGUGUGCUGCAGCGGUUGGGUGUAUUCUUUUGUCUGUUGGACAGAACAAGUUUCAUACUGAGGCCUUGCAUACUCUAAAGUAUGUGGUGAACCAGUCAGACUACACUGUGGGGAUCCUCCAGAACGUGACUCAAUAUCUGUCCCUCGCGAAAACGAUUAACGUCACACAGGUUUCCAUUCCACCAGAGGUGUUGGAUGAGAUUGACAAGUUAAAUGUCAAUCUGAAAGCUGCAGCACAAACGCUAGAAGAGAAAACAACUGAUAAUGCUGCCAAGAUAAAGAGAGUGUUCUAUGCCGUGCGAUCUGCUCUGAUCGCGGUGGCUACUGUGAUGCUCAUCCUUUCUUUUCUUGGUCUUUUGCUCUCUGUCCUCCGCCAUCAACAUGUUGUUCAUAUAUUCGUUGUGAGCGGGUGGAUACUGGUGGCUGUGACAUUUAUCCUCUGUGGAGUCUUUCUGAUCCUAAACAAUGCAAUUUCGGAUACGUGCGUAGCCAUGAAGGAAUGGGUUGAUCAUCCUCAUGCAGAAACAGCUCUCAGCAGCAUCCUCCCAUGUGUUGACGAACAAACAACAAACCAGACACUUGCUCAGAGCAAAGUUGUCAUCAACAGCAUCGUGACCGUUGUAAAUACCUUUGUAUAUGCGUAUGCCAACACAAACCCAUCUCCAGGUCAAGAACACUAUUACAAUCAGUCUGGACCUCCAAUGCCUCCUUUGUGCAGCCCGUUUGAUGCAAACAUGGAAGAUCGCGAGUGCGCCCCUCAGGAAUUGUCAAUAGCAAAUGCAUCAUCGGUCUGGGAGAGUUACAUAUGCGAGGUAUCACAAACCGGAAGCUGCACAACUGUAGGGAGAGUAACUCCUGAAAUCUACGGGCAGUUGGUAGCAGCUGUAAAUGAGAGCUACGCUCUCGAGCAUUACACACCGCCUUUGCUUAGCUUCCGAGAUUGCAACUUUGUCAGGGAUACAUUUGAGAGUAUAACCUCAGAUUACUGUCCGCCAUUGGAGCGUAAUCUGAGGAUUGUGAAUGCAGGGCUCGGGCUGAUCUCUGUUGGAGUGUUACUGUGUCUUGUGCUGUGGAUAUUCUAUGCGAACCGCCCCCAAAGGGAGGAAGUGUUUGCUGAUCCACGCCCUCAAGUAAAAGACGAUGGCUUUGGUAACGGGUUGGAUAACCAUCGCACAGGUGACGAAACCAAGGCUUCUGCAGAUUACGUAUAG
Thlaspi arvense is the source of this 1608-nucleotide messenger RNA. NCBI's taxonomy places the organism in Eukaryota, Viridiplantae, Streptophyta, Magnoliopsida, Brassicales, Brassicaceae. The record is from the annotation of a GenBank genome assembly.